UCCUGUGGGGCCCGACGGGGUCUCUCAGGGCGGCCCCCAGGGAGGCCCAACGCAGGGACGUCCUCUGCAGGGCCCCAUGGGGGCCCCCAGUGGGGUCCCCCAGGUGGGCCCCCAGGGGGGCCCCCAGGGGGGCCCUCGGUGGGGCUCGCUGGGGGGUUCAGCAGCCCCGGGGCCCCUAGGGAGGGGCCCCGAGGGGCCCCGAGAAGGGAGUUGGUUUGAAGAUGAGACAGAGGGGGCUUUGGAGGGUCUGAGGGACGAAGACGGAGAGGAGCUGCUGCUGCUGCCGCAGCAGCGACCCCCGCAGCAGCAGCAGCAGCAGCAGCCGUCGCCCCAGCAGCAGCAGCAGCAGCAGCGGCAGCAGAAUGUGCAGCACUCGCGGCAGCAGGCCCUCACGCGGCAGCCAAAGCCUGCGGGGUCGUCGCAGCAGCAGCAGCAGCAGCACCUGCAGCAGCAGCUGCAGCAGCAACGAGAAACCAUGGAGGGGCAGCAAGAAGCGCAAUCGGGAGAUGAAGGCGAGGGGCAUCUGAAGAGACGAAGGAGACACUUUAUUAAUGCUGCUCUUGCUGCAGCACAAGCAGCAGCAGCAGCAUUUUUUGACAAUGCUGGAGACCCCAGCAGCUGGGGAGACACAGAAGCAGCACUGGAGGGACAGGGGGUGAGCCUGCAGCAGCUAAAUCAGCAAGUGGAGACAAUUGUAAAUGACUUUCUGAGGACUCGGCUGGGCGACAGCAGCAGCAGCAGCAGCAGCAGCAGCAGGGUGCGAGCAGCAAGCGCAGAAGACUUUGAGUCUUCUUACUUCGAAGAAGCAGAAGACCCAGGGGCUUUGGAAGUUUAUGUGCAGCAGCAAAGAGACAGGGCGCAGCAGCAGCAGCAGCUGCAAGAGGGCCUCCGCAGCUACGCGCUGCGGCGCCACCACCAGCAGCAGCUGCAGCAGCAGGAGCAGCAGCUGCUGCAGCAGCAGCAGCAGGCGGCGGCCAGCGACACGAGGUCGGGGGCGGGGGAAAGAAUUUGCUUCUCCGGAGGCAGCGAAGAGUCGGCCUUGUAA
Eimeria tenella is the source of this 1045-nucleotide messenger RNA. RefSeq lists its product as uncharacterized. The annotation marks the transcript as partial. The record is from RefSeq and is a predicted model, not a curated record. The transcript has 3 exons. NCBI's taxonomy places the organism in Eukaryota, Apicomplexa, Conoidasida, Eucoccidiorida, Eimeriidae.